AAUAUCAGCAACUCCAGAAAACCUGUAAAACUAACCUAAAACCCUAAAGUCUAAACCCUCAUUUCUUCUCUUUUUUCACGUCUCCACAUCUGAGCUGAAAUCCAUCCAUUUUUUUGCAGCAAAAAAAUGUCAUUUUCUCGCUCCAUUCGAUUUGUUCGUCAACUCUCUACUUCAUCAUCUUCCUCCAUUUCCAUAUCCAAAGCAAAAUUCAAGCUUCGAACAGAGCACGACCCAGAUAAAGCUUUACACAUCUACUCCUCUGUUUCAGACCAUUACACUUCCCCUGUUUCCUCUCGUUACGCCCAAGAACUCACUGUUCAACGUCUCGCCAAAGCUCAUCGUUUUAAUGACAUUGAAUCCCUAAUUGAAUCCCACAAAAAAAGCCCCAAAAUUACGCAAGAGCCUUUUUUGUGUUCUUUGAUAAGGUGUUAUGGGAAAGCAGGUAUGUUUGAUCAUGCCCUUAAUACUUAUAAUCAAAUGGAGGAACUGGGUACUCCCAGAUCAACGCUUUCUUUUAAUGCUUUGCUUACUGCUUGUAAUCAUUCUAGAUUGUUUGAUAAUGUACCCCAACUGUUCGAUGAAAUGCCUAAGAGAUAUGGUUUUGUUCCCGAUAAGGUUUCGUAUGGGAUUUUGAUUAAGUCUUUUUGUGAGAAGGGUGAUCCUGAAUUGGCUUUGAAAACUUUGGAGGCGAUGGAGGGGAAGGGUGUUGAGGUUACUGCUGUGAGUUAUACUACUGUAUUGGAUUCGUUUUAUAAGAAGGGGAAAUGUGAUGAGGCGGAGGAUGUUUGGAAUGAGAUGUUGAAGAAGGGGUGUGUGAUUGAUGUUGCGGCGUAUAAUGUUAGGAUAGGUCACGCGCAAGGCGGUGAGCCGGAGGAUGUGAAGAGGUUGAUUGAAGAUAUGGGUGCUGUAGGUUUGAGACCAGACACCAUUAGUUAUAAUUAUUUGUUGACUAGUUAUUGUAGAAGUGGGAGGAUGGAUGAGGCUAUGAAGCUUUACCAAGAGUUGGAGUCUAGUGGGUUUAAGCCCAAAGCUGCAACGUUUAGAACUUUGAUUCAUUAUUUGUGUAAGAAUGAAGAUUUUGGGACGGGUUAUGAUGUGUUCAAGCGGAGCGUUUUCCACAACAAGAUUCCUGAUUUCGCGACUUUGAAAGUUUUGGUGGAAGGGUUGGUGGCAAAGAAUGAAAGGAAGGAUGCAAAGGGGUUGAUUCGGACCGUUAAGAAGAAGUUCCCACCUAAUGUUUUGAAUGCUUGGAAGAAAGUUGAGCUAGAACUUGGUUUGAGCUCUGAAGAAUCUUCCCCUGGUACUCUUGAAGUGGAAGAGGCCGCCAGAUAGUAGUGAUCUUCAUGUGACGUUAAAGGAAUAUGUUUGGUGUCUGGCAAGAGCAUAUGCAAAUCUUCAUGUGACCUUUGUGGAAGGACACGACAAAUUGGGCUCCAACUAUGGUGAAAUAACUGCGCGGAUCCAUUGAUGUCUGGAGAACCCGAGAUGGCAUCGGUUUGGAAACAGACGACUGCUGUGAUUUUUGGCCCAUGUUUGUAUUUGCUUUCUCAUUUCCUUUGACAGAAUAGGAUUUGACUAUGUCUGUUUGAUACCUCAAAUUUAUGAUUAGAGGCUUUUAGUAAUUUGAAAUUUUGAAGUCCAUUUAUACUGUACAAUCAUUGUCAUUUUUUGUAGGGCAAUGCAAUAUUUCCAUUGUUAUCUUUUCCCACAUUGCUUCGUAUCAUAUAUUGAAUAUUAUUGGAGUUCAUUUUCUA
This is a messenger RNA of Beta vulgaris subsp. vulgaris (sugar beet), 1754 nucleotides long. RefSeq names its product pentatricopeptide repeat-containing protein At4g36680, mitochondrial. The record is from RefSeq and is a predicted model, not a curated record. Bases 127 to 1332 code for a protein of 401 amino acids. NCBI's taxonomy places the organism in Eukaryota, Viridiplantae, Streptophyta, Magnoliopsida, Caryophyllales, Amaranthaceae. Gene Ontology annotation, molecular function: protein binding. The transcript has a single exon.